CAAAUCGCCACUCCGUUUGCGCAUGCGUCGUGGAUUCACCGGGGGUACACAAUGGACUCGGAUGUAGAUAGACCUGAUUGGCUUGAAUACUAGAGGCCACGACGCCGUUGAAAGUACUAGUUUGUAACUUAUGUUAUGAAAUAACCGCGCAGGCUCAAGCGAAAAGUGGUGGCGACACCACCAACAGACGACUUGACUUCUAACUGCGGACUUCCCCUUCUGUGCUGGGUCCGUGCUGCUGUUUUCCCAUGCCACAGCAGUGAUAUAGAAACCGUCCGAUAACGGCCAGGGAAAAUGUCAGAGGUCAACAUUGCAAAGCGCAAGGAGAAGUGUGAGAACUGCACCAAACAGUGCAACAAGAAACAGGGCGAGAAUGGUGCCAACUCACAGGAGGAGAAAGAUGAAGUCAAUGGACAGGUGCAUGAAGGAUCCCAGUUGCUGCUGAGUGCCUGCUUGUCCUGCGAUGGCUGUCUGUCAGAGGAGGAGAGCCUGAAGAUCUCUCAGCAGAGCCUGGAGGAAGUGGAGCGGGUUCUGGCGCUCAAUAAGAAAUGUGACGUUUCCAAGCACAAGGUGCUCGUAGCGUCUGUAUGUCCACAGUCUCUGCCUUUCUUUGCUGUCAAGUUUGGGCUGGACGUCACUGAGGCUGCCCACAAACUCUGUGGUUUCCUCAAGAGUUUAGGGGUGCAGUAUGUGUUCGACACCACUCUGUCGGCAGGCUUCAGCAUCUUAGAGAGUCAGAAAGAGUUUAUUCAGCGGUAUCGCAGGAGGCACCACGACUCCCACGCCUUGCCCAUGUUCACCUCCUCCUGUCCAGGAUGGAUCCGCUAUGCAGAGCGCGUCCUGGGCAGCUUGGUCACCCCUCAUAUCUGCACAGCCAGGUCUCCCCAACAGGUCAUGGGCUGUCUGGUCAAAGACUACUUCUCUAAACAGCAGCAGAAGCUGAGUCCAGAGAAAGUCUACCACGUGUUGGUGGCUCCCUGCUUCGAUAAGAAGCUGGAGGCUGUUAGAGAGGAGUUUUACAACAGCCUGCUGGAGACCAGAGAUGUGGACUGUGUCCUCACCUCAGGGGAGAUCCAUUACCUGAUGGAGCAGAGAAAGGUUUCAGUGGAGGAGCUGGACUCACUUCCACUGGACCAUGUGCUGGGAGAGGCUGAAGACGUGGCGCUGGUGAGACACGAGGGCCGAGGUUCUGAAGGCUUUCUCGAACACAUCUUCAAACAUGCUGCCAAAGAGCUCUUUGGUCUGGACGUCCAUGAGAUCACAUACAAGACCCUCAGGAACCGGGACUUCCAGGAAGUGACUCUGGAGCGGGACGGGGAAACUCUGCUACAGUUUGCUGCCGUCUACGGUUUCAGGAACAUCCAAACCCUGGUUCACCGAAUGAGAAAGGGACGCGUCCCUUACCAGCUGGUUGAGGUGCUGUCCUGCCCAGGAGGGUGCUUGAGCGGCCGCGGACAGGCGGAGAGCGAGGUAGGAGGCUCGUUGGAUAAAGCCCUGGUGCAGCAGAUGGAGGAGGCCUACAGCAGCCUGCCAGUCCGUCUCCCAGAGGUCAACCCCGUCCUGCACACCCUUUAUCAAGAGUGGCUGCAGGGCCAGGACUCCCCGCAGGCUAGCACACUCCUGCACACCCACUACAGAAAUCAGAGUCAGAUCCACACACAGCCCCCACACAUGCAGUGGUGAGGAGAAAGGGCAUGCUUUCGGACAUGAUGGAAGUCGGAGGGG
Molecule: messenger RNA, 1725 nt
Organism: Micropterus dolomieu (smallmouth bass)
Lineage: Eukaryota; Metazoa; Chordata; Actinopteri; Centrarchiformes; Centrarchidae
Gene: narf
Product: nuclear prelamin A recognition factor
Exons: 12
Coding region: 295-1683 (462 amino acids)
Cellular component (GO): lamin filament
Molecular function (GO): lamin binding
Source: RefSeq, a predicted model, not a curated record